CAAAAUUACAUCUCGAUUUGCUCACAACGUGAUAACGAGCCGUGUGGUAAACCGAGCAACUAAAUCCAAGGAAGCCCUCUUUGAAGUUGAGCUGCCCAAAACAGCUUUCAUUACCAACUUUACCAUGACCAUUGAUGGCGUGAAAUAUUUUGGAGAAGUUAAGGAAAAAGAAGCUGCUCAGCAACAGUAUAAAGCUGCAGUGUCCCAGGGACAGACUGCAGGAUUGGUCAAAGUAUCUGGAAGAAAAAUGGAAAAGUUCAAAGUAUCAGUAAAUGUUGCACCAGCCAAAAAAGUUAAUUUUGAACUAACCUAUGAAGAAUUAUUAAAACGCAAAUUGGGAAAAUAUGAGAUGAUCCUCAGAGUAAAACCUAUGCAGCUUGUCAACCAUUUCCAGAUUGAUGCCCAUAUUUUUGAAUCAAAGGGCAUUGCUUUCCUCAAUGUCCGUGGAACCUUUUUAACAAAUGAUCUGGAACAAGCUAUGGUGAAGAAUAGAACUGAAACCAAGGCUCAUAUUUCCUUUAAACCUACCCUGGAGCAACAGCGAAAAUGUCCUGAUUGCAGUGAAACGCUGUUGGAUGGAGACUUGAUCAUACAGUAUGAUGUCAAUAGAGACUUGUCUGGUGGGGACAUACAGAUUGUGAAUGGCUACUUUGUUCACCAUUUUGCACCUGCAAAUCUACCAAGAGUACCUAAGAAUGUCAUCUUUGUGAUAGACCGCAGCUUUUCUAUGCGAGGCCUCAAAUUCAGACAGACAAAGCUGGCUCUACUUAGAAUAUUAGGAGACAUGAGCACACAGGAUUAUUUUACAAUAAUCAGUUUUGAUUCUACCAUCGAAAAGUGGAGAGAUUCAUUAGUUCAGGCAACACCGGAAAAUGUUUUGCAAGCGAAAAGAUACAUCAUCUACUUACAGCUUGGAGCAGAAACAAAUAUAAAUGAUUCUCUGCUACUGGCUGUAAGUCUUCUGGACACAGCUCUCAAACAAAAGCAACUGCCUGACAGAAGUGUCUCCAUGAUAAUUCUUUUAACAGAUGGCGAUCCAAAUGUAGGGGAAAAGGACCCAGUAAAAAUCCAAAUCAACGUUAAAAAUGCCAUACAGGAGAGGUAUAGCUUAUACUGUCUUGGCUUUGGUUUUGAUGUUAAUUACAGUUUCCUGGAAAAAAUGGCACUGGAUAAUGGUGGUGUGGCUCGACGUAUUUAUGAUGAUUCUGAUUCAGCCUUGCAGCUCCAGGGUUUUUAUAAUGAAGUAGCAAAUCCCUUGCUUUUGGAUGUCGAGAUGCAAUAUCAGGAGAAUGCCAUUUCGGACUUAACAGAGGCCAAUUUUAGACAGUUUUAUGAUGGAUCUGAAAUUGUAGUAGCUGGCAAGAUAUCAGACAACAGCCUUGAUGUGUUCAUGGUAGAAAUUACAGCUAAAACUGCUAGCAGUAAUUUAUCUCUUGAAGAGAAAGUCAAUGUGACAGAGGCAGAGAGGGUUCUGCAAUAUCAACAAUAUAUUUUUGGUGAUUUUACUGAGAGACUGUGGGCCUACUUGACUAUUCAACAACUCCUAACUCAAAGAAUUUCAGCUGAUGCUGGGGAAAAGAAAAAACUAACAGACAGGACCUUGGAACUUUCGCUGAAGUACAGUUUUGUAACACCACUAACUUCAAUGGUCGUGACAAAACCUGAGGAGGACAAAAUGGAUAUAAUUGCCAUGGCUGACAAACCCAUUCAAAAUGCCAAACUCCAGAAACAGCAGAAUGGAGGGUAUUCCACUAGAAUGCAAGGUUUACUUCCACCACAAAGGACCCCUUCAUCACAUGAUUUUCCUGUGUCAAGACAUCACUCAAAGACACGAGGACAUUUUCCUUCAUUAAAUUUUGCAUCAUCUGCUGACCGUGUAGUAACUAGUGUUGAUGGAGAUCCUCAUUUCAUUAUCCAACGGCCGAAACAACAGAAUGCCAUCUGUUUCAACCUUAAUGGGAAACCAGGUUCAAUACUAAAUCUUGUCACAGAUCCACAGACAGGCAUAAAAGUAAAUGGACAAUUAAUAGGAGACAAGAAAGUAGAAAACAACCAGAAAAUAAAUACAUACUUUGGAACAUUUGGGAUUGAAAACAGGAAAAUUAACAUGAAAAUGGCAGUGACAACUGAAAAAAUCAACAUUUAUCACAAUGAAGAAAAGAUUAUUAUCCCUUGGUCAACUACAGCAACAUUAACAUAUGAGAGCUGCUCAGUCUCUAUCAGGAAAGAGAAAGAUCUCACAAUAACGAUGGGGGACGGUGCAACAUUCGUUAUCGUGCUGCAUCGGGUCUGGAAAAAUCACCCUCUGCACAGAGAUUUUCUGGGAUUUUAUACACUUGAUAGCCACAGGCUUUCAAAUAUGACCCAUGGAUUACUUGGUCAAUUUUACCAUGAUGUUAACUAUAAGGUGUAUAACAUCCAUCCUGGAUUGGACCCAGAAAAACCAGAUGCUACAAUGGCUGUAAAGGGUCAUAAUCUGACAGUAACAAGAGGAUGGCAGAAAGAUUAUCGAUUGGAUUCAAAGUGGGGUGCCAACAUCACAUGCUGGUUUGUUCACAACAAUGGGAAAGGAUUUAUUGAUGGAACUUACACUGACUAUGUUGUUUCCUCCUUAUUUGACUAAACAUCCAUACAUCUGACCAGUUUAAUAA
Messenger RNA from Rhincodon typus (whale shark), 2651 nucleotides. Its product is annotated as inter-alpha-trypsin inhibitor heavy chain H3-like. NCBI's taxonomy places the organism in Eukaryota, Metazoa, Chordata, Chondrichthyes, Orectolobiformes, Rhincodontidae. Bases 125 to 2623 code for a protein of 832 amino acids. The transcript has 19 exons. Gene Ontology annotation, molecular function: serine-type endopeptidase inhibitor activity. The record is from RefSeq and is a predicted model, not a curated record. Gene Ontology annotation, biological process: hyaluronan metabolic process.